Messenger RNA from Baudoinia panamericana UAMH 10762, 879 nucleotides. RefSeq lists its product as uncharacterized. Gene Ontology annotation, biological process: vesicle organization; endoplasmic reticulum to Golgi vesicle-mediated transport; intracellular protein transport. The record is from RefSeq and is a predicted model, not a curated record. Gene Ontology annotation, molecular function: GTP binding; GTPase activity. Lineage: Eukaryota; Fungi; Ascomycota; Dothideomycetes; Mycosphaerellales; Teratosphaeriaceae. Bases 232 to 744 code for a protein of 170 amino acids. The transcript is spliced from 3 exons. Gene Ontology annotation, cellular component: COPII vesicle coat; endoplasmic reticulum exit site.
CGUGAAGCCAUGAGUCGCUCACAUGCGGAAACGUGGCGCACUUCUGGCCAACCGUGAGGUAUCCCGCCAUCGUCACUUUCGACCUUUCUCGACACGUGACGGCUUCCCAAUCGGAAACUCAUAUCGUCUCUUCGACUCCCACAUAUCGUGUUUCAAAGCCAGUUACACCUUACGCUGAAUCAUUUCAACAGGAAAGAGGAGAGAACGUAAGCGAGCGGGAAAGCGAUCAACAUGUGGAUCAUCGACUGGUUCUGGGACCUGCUAGCCCAACUCGGCCUCGCCAACAAGCACGCCAAACUCCUCUUCCUCGGCCUCGACAAUGCCGGCAAAACUACUCUCCUCCACAUGCUCAAAAACGACCGCGUAGCCAUAUUGCAACCCACCCUGCACCCCACCUCCGAGGAACUCUCCAUCGGCACCGUGCGCUUCACCACCUUCGACCUCGGCGGGCACCAACAAGCGCGACGGCUGUGGAAAGACUACUUCCCCGAAGUGAGCGGGAUCGUGUUCCUCGUCGACGCCAAGGACCCGGAGCGGUUCGGGGAGAGCAAGGCGGAGCUGGACGCGUUGUUGAGCAUGGAGGAUCUGGCGAAGACGCCGUUUUUGAUCCUGGGGAAUAAGAUUGAUCAUCCCGGCGCGGUGAGCGAGGAGCAGUUGAGGCAUGAGUUGGGGCUUUGGCAGACGAGUGAGUAUUACCCACCGUAUGGAAGAGGAAGAGGGAGGGGGGAAAGGGGUGUGGGUUGAGUUGAGUUGAGUGGGGUUGUGCUAAUGCGGGUUUCGUGUUUUUCUAGCCGGCAAGGGCAAAGUCCCCCUCGACAACAUCCGACCCAUUGAGAUCUUCAUGUGCUCCGUCGUCAUGCGACAAGGGUACGGAGAGGG